UGGAUUACCAGCCACCACUUGCCUGUGGAGGUCAGCUGAAGACGACGCCACGCAGCUAGUCUGGAUUAGCCGGCCAAACGAGUUUCAAUGCUCCUCCACGUUCUAAGAUGAAGUUAUGGAAAGGUGCUACUUUUGCCUUCAUGCUCUGUGGUGCAGCCCUGUCCACCAUCCUUGUUAGAAACAUGGCCACUGGCGGACAGUUCAAACUUAAGACAGAAUAUCCACACACAUCUUCAUCCUCAUCAAGACCAUCUUCAUCAUUAGAAUCAACAUCUAGAACCUCAUCGUCGUCAUCAUCAUCAUCAUCAUCAUCAUCAUCCUUAGCAGGACCCAGAGUGUCGCCCCAGCAGAUGGGUGGUCUUCAUCGGAGGAUCCGCUCAGCAGACGACAUGAACGUCGUCCUCUCAGAGUUUUCCAUGAUGUUCCAGAGCUUCACGGAGGGCGAGCUUCAGCAUGUGAUCGGAACCUUGCUAGACAGGAAGAAGGGGAAGAGCCGACGCCUGGCUGAGAACCAGGCCCGAAGGACUAAAAGAGCCCGCAGACAAAAACCCUGCACUCUGAGGGAGCUGGAACUGACAGUGAGUGAACUGGGUCUCGGCUAUGAGAGCGAUGAGACAGUGCUGUUGCGUUACUGCAGUGGUAAAUGCACAGCCCACCGGCAUAACUAUGACAUCACAAUGCAGCAUAUGAUGCAGACAGGCUUCAAGAAGAAAGGCCGCAAGGACAAAGUUAUCAAUGGGCCCUGCUGCCGACCGACUGCUUUCGAAAAGGACUUUUCCUUUCUGGACAACAACAGCCGCUAUCACACAAUACAGAAUGUGUCAGCAAAAAAUUGUGGUUGCGUAUGACCCAGAGAAAUGAACUUGUCACUUGUACAUGCUGCUCUCAGACCCUGUUGGAAGAGUCAAACAUGGAUGCUGUUCAAAGACAAACUAUGGAAUAUCAUCUCAAAGGUUGGAGGAGAGGCUGUUCAUGGCUGCUCCACAGUAGCCUUUUUUGAUAGACUGACAUUUGGUCAUGUGUCACUUCAAGUUGGGACCAAAUCACAUGGAUAGCAAGUAUUAUGUUGAGAUGUUAUGUAAAAAGGCAGAAAAUGACUGUUGAUACCAAAAAGUUUUUAUCUUUUCUAUCUGUGUAGUAACACUGUAAACUGUGGUGUAACAACAAUGUAGAAACAUUAUGUUUGCAUUUUGUAGAUGAAUAGUAAUUACAUGCUAUAGACUCAUGAUGAUGAGUCAUGGUGGACUAGAUCUUUGCUGUUACUGCAUGUCCCAUGGGUGUUCACUUCAGUAAGUUCAAAUCUUGUAGUUUAAGGGGUUGUUAUGACCAAAGCCACUUUUCAUGGAGAAAUGUGCUGUACAAAUACAUUUUGAAGCCAUAAAUAUAACACAAAUAACAAAAGCCCAAUGUACCAAUGUUCACUUUAAGUUCUGCACAGGACAGUUUGACCUAUUGACCUGAUUAUAAUGUCUCGUGAUCAGCUGUCUGCAGAAAGUAUAUUGACUUAAAGGUGUGUUAAACUGUUGUUAUCACAGACCAUGACUUUGUGACCUGUGUCCCUGCUUCUAUGCAUUACUGUUACUGACUGCAGUGUUAUUACACAGGUGAAAGAACGAGUGUUAUUGAUAUGGCUUUAACAAUGAAAGAAAAUUAUUUUCUAGCGGUCCAGGUUUGAUACCCAUCUUUAAUAAGUGUGUUUUACAGUGUAUAUGUUGUGUAGAUUAAUGAUGAGGACUGGCUUCAAAACCUAAAACUACACUCUUACUUUAGCAAUAGAAAAAUACCAAAAUGUCCCCAUCUGCUCUCCAUAGAACAGCUCUCUUUUUUCUACUUUCCCCAAAUAACCCUGUGUAUAACGUGUAAUUACCCAUAAUCCUCUGGAAUUAUUUAUCCACAAUAAUUGCCAAAACAUACCAAGUCAAACCAACACACAUGAUGAAUUCACAAAGUUACAUUCAUAAACAUCUCACAUCUCGAGUUCCAGGUGAUAUAACCUGUUUAGUUCUUGUCUCUGGAUGUAAUUUGUUGAAGUUUACAUUUACAAAGGUUUUUAGCUAAUCUGAAACUCAAGUGUAAAAGAGAAGAAUGAUUUAAAUGAAAAGUAGUGGCAAAUUUUUUGUGUGUUUUUUCCCCAAUGACAUAAAACUGAAGCAGAUGUUGGGAUUUGAAGUUGUGUUGCACCUAUCCAUAAAACCAUGUAACAUUUUCUGAUCUAACACCCACAGUACAGCCUUCAACUAGCCCUACAAAUGCCUCCUUGUUGUAUUGCCUAGUAGAUUUUUAGAAAAAAAUUAAGCUGUAGAAAUGAAUCACGAAGCAUCUUCUUCACCUUCAAUGAUCUUUAUUUGGUCUGAACCCAUUUGCAGCUGCCUGAAGUACAACAAACUAUGUUUUUUUUGUUGUUGUUGUUUUCCUGAGGUGGUGAAUGUGGGAUGCAGAUGCGGUGCAUCUUUAUUGCAGAUUAUAUUGUAUUUAUUUGGGAAAUAAAUUAUGUUUUUUGCAUAUUUAUUUAGAUUACUUCACAGAAACAGGACCGCUUAUUAUCAUUAAGCAACUGUGCCAAAAAAUGUUUUAUCUAACAUCUUAUAUUGACUGCUGAAUAAACAUAAUUUCAGAGGUAUGGGUGUUCAUCAUUUAUCCCAAGCCACCUGGAGGUGUCAGAUAUUCUGUACUCCGAUUGUAUUC
Messenger RNA from Acanthochromis polyacanthus (spiny chromis), 2685 nucleotides. RefSeq names its product neurturin. The transcript has 3 exons. The record is from RefSeq and is a predicted model, not a curated record. NCBI's taxonomy places the organism in Eukaryota, Metazoa, Chordata, Actinopteri, Pomacentridae. The coding region runs from base 108 to 848 and encodes 246 amino acids. Gene Ontology annotation, molecular function: growth factor activity; glial cell-derived neurotrophic factor receptor binding; receptor tyrosine kinase binding.